This is a messenger RNA of Eruca vesicaria subsp. sativa (arugula), 786 nucleotides long. Lineage: Eukaryota; Viridiplantae; Streptophyta; Magnoliopsida; Brassicales; Brassicaceae. The record is from the annotation of a GenBank genome assembly.
AUGACGGUCUUAAACAUUAUCUUCAGAGUCGAAGAGAUAUGCAAAAAGUACGACAAGUACGACGUCGACAAGCAGCGCGAGCUCGGUGCAUCCGGAGACGACGCUUUCUCCCGCCUCUUCAACUCCAUUGAUACCGAUAUUGAAUCGGUUGUACAUAAAGCGGAGUUGGCAUCUACAGAGACCAAUAGAGCUGCAGCUGUGGCCUUGAAUGCUGAGGUUCGAAGGACAAAAGCACGUUUGGCUGAAGAUGUUGUCAAACUACAGAAACUCGCUGUUAAAAAGGUCAAAGGGCUUACAAAAGAGGAGCGAGAGUCUCGAUGUGAUCUAGUUAUCGCGCUAGCCGAUAGGAUUCAAGUGAUACCUGACGGACAUGAAAGACAAACCAAUAAUGAAUGGGGAGGUGCUUCUGCCCCCAACAAGAACAUCAAGUUUGAUAUAUCUGAGGAAGACAUGGAUGAUGGGUUCUUCCAGCAAACUGAAGAAUCCAACCAGUUUCGACAAGAAUAUGAGAUGAGAAGAAAGAAGCAGGACGAGGGCCUUGAUGUUAUAUCAGAAGGUUUGGAUGCACUGAAGAACUUAGCCCGUGACAUGAACGAGGAACUUGACAAGCAAGUCCCAUUGAUGGAUGAGAUGGAAACAAAGGUUGAUGGAGCAACUUCGGAUCUGAAGAACACCAAUGUUCGGCUCAAGCAACAGCUUGUAAAGAUGAGAUCGAGUCGCAACUUUUGCAUCGACAUUAUUCUUCUAUGUGUUGUCCUUGGAAUCAUCUCCUACAUCUACAAGUAA